UACACCUCGGUAUAUUUCGUGGAAUCGGCCGAGAUACGAUUACGUAUUUCCGGUAAAACAUCAGGUCCGACGUGGGAUUUGGGGCAGAAUGGAAAUUAAAUUUGAUGGAAAGCGAGCGUUAGUUACUGGCGCAGGAAAAGGUAUUGGUCGAGCAACAGCUAAAGCCCUUGUUAAGUGUGGAGCGGAAACGUAUGCUCUCAGCAGAACUCAGGCCGACUUGGACAGUCUAAAAGCUGAAGUGCCUACAAUUCACACUGUUUGUGUGGACAUUACCGACUGGGACAAGCUGAGAGGUGUGGUGAAGACUCUCUGUCCCAUUGAUCUCCUUGUUAACAAUGCUGGUGUUUGUACUCUCGCUCCAUUCCUCGAAGUGUCCAAAGAGGAUUUCGACUACACAUAUGAUACCAAUGUCAAGGCACUUAUCAACAUUUCCCAGGUUGUUCUGAAGGACAUCAUAGACAGAGGGAGCAGCUGCGCUGUUGUCAAUGUGUCAAGUAUAGCCUCCAGUAUUGCCGUCUUUAAUCAUAUAGUGUAUGCAUCAUCCAAGGCUGCGGUUGACAUGCUCACCAAAAUCAUGACUCUAGAACUAGGAUCCAAAAAUAUCCGUGUGAACAGCGUCAAUCCCACAGUGGUUAUGACAGACAUGGGAAAACGUAAUAAUUGGAGUGAUCCAGCGAAGAGUGGGCCAGUACUUGCUCUUACUCCACAGGGAAGAUUUGCAGAAGUGCAUGAAGUGGUGGAUGCAAUCCUGUUCCUGCUGAGUGACAAAGCGUCUAUGAUUAAUGGAACCUGCCUCCCUGUCGAUGGUGGCCGUCUUGUUCAAUGAGAUCACCACCUGUCGGUGCGAGAAGACUUGAUUACCAAUAGUUCCUUGAUUACAACAUGGUCAAACAAUCACUAUUACGUUGUUAAAUUACCCAGGUCUUAUUAAUUCCAAACUGAUUGAGGUACCACUGAAAAUUGUAUUUUAUUAUUAUACAUGUAUUAUAAAUUGGAAAAUGUGACAAAGUAGAUUAUGAGAUUGCAUCUAACAAUAUGUAUUUGUAAGGUGUAACCUAACAAAAUAAACUGUGUACCAAUAUCUGGCAAACAAUUAUAUGUCUAAAAAUAAAUAAUAAUUUUAUCUCAAAUUAUUUGUUGAUUUUUAAGCUAACAUUUUAUUAUCAAUUAUGGUAUUUAGCUAUUCUUUCCUGUCAUCACCACUAUAUAGCCACUCAUUGAUUCUUAAAUCGUGCAAUCUUGGCUUCAGAUACCCUGGUAUUAUCUUGAAGUGGAAAGAAAAAGAAAUGAAUGUUUGUUUAAUAUCACCUUGACACAUUUUAAACAAUAGUUAAUUGGUAGGUAAAAUAUACUGGGAGAAGGAAAUAUGGGAAAUCUUGGUAUUGUAGACCAAGUUUCAUUCACUAUUAGCGUCAUAACGUCUGUAAAAUUAAAAAGAUGUACUGGUAAUAUGGAAUUUAAUGUCAGUAAUGUAAAACUGCUAUCAGGUUUUGCUUUCAGUCGCUCUUUCCUAUUAGUGGUGUGUGAUCCCUUAUUUCGUGCAGUCACUCUUUCCUGUUAGUGUUGUGUGAUCCCUUAUUUCUUGCAGUCACUCUUUCCUGUUAGUGGUGUGUGAUCACUGAUUUCUUGCAGUCACUCUUUCCUGUUAGUGUUGUGUGAUCCCGGAUUUCUUGCAGUCACUCUUUCCUGUUAGUGGUGUGUGAUCCCUUAUUUCUUGCAGUCACUCUUUCCUGUUAGUGUUGUGUGAUCCCUUAUUUCUUGCAGUCACUCUUUCCUGUUAGUGGUGUGUGAUCCCUGAUUUCUUGCAGUCACUCUUUCCUGUUAGUGUUGUGUGAUCCCUUAUUUCUUGCAGUCACUCUUUCCUGUUAGUGUUGUGUGAUCACUGAUUUCUUUCAGUCACUCUUUCCUGUUAGUGGUGUGUGAUCCCUUAUUUCUUGCAGUCACUCUUUCCUGUUAGUGGUGUUUUAUCCCUUAUUUCUUGCAGUCACUCUUUCCUGUUAGUGUUGUGUGAUCCCUUAUUUCUUGCAGUCACUCUCUCCUGUUAGUGUUGUGUGAUCCCUUAUUUCUUGCAGUCACUCUUUCCUGUUAGUGUUGUGUGAUCCCUUAUUUCUUGCAGUCACUCUCUCCUGUUAGUGUUGUGUGAUCCCUUAUUUCUUGCAGUCACUCUUUCCUGUUAGUGGUGUGUGAUCCCUUAUUUCUUGCAGUCACUCUUUCCUGUUAGUGGUGUGUGAUCCCUUAUUUCUUGCAGUCAUUCUUUCCUGUUAGUGUUGUGUGAUCCCUUAUUUCUUGCAGUCACUCUUUCCUGUUAGUGGUGUGUGAUCACUGAUUUCUUGCAGUCACUCUUUCCUGUUAGUGUUGUGUGAUCACUGAUUUCUUUCAGUCACUCUUUCCUGUUAGUGGUGUGUGAUCCCUUAUUUCUUUCAG
Molecule: messenger RNA, 2424 nt
Organism: Gigantopelta aegis
Lineage: Eukaryota; Metazoa; Mollusca; Gastropoda; Neomphalida; Peltospiridae
Product: L-xylulose reductase-like
Exons: 7
Coding region: 89-826 (245 amino acids)
Biological process (GO): xylulose metabolic process; glucose metabolic process
Molecular function (GO): carbonyl reductase (NADPH) activity; L-xylulose reductase (NADPH) activity
Source: RefSeq, a predicted model, not a curated record